Molecule: messenger RNA, 1356 nt
Organism: Penicillium brevicompactum
Lineage: Eukaryota; Fungi; Ascomycota; Eurotiomycetes; Eurotiales; Aspergillaceae
Product: SHNi-TPR domain-containing protein
Exons: 2
Coding region: 1-1356 (451 amino acids)
Biological process (GO): CENP-A containing chromatin assembly; DNA replication-dependent chromatin assembly
Cellular component (GO): nucleoplasm
Molecular function (GO): histone binding
Source: RefSeq, a predicted model, not a curated record
AUGAGCGAACCGUCAGACCGCCAGUCUCCCGAGCUCUCAGAGCAGGAGAUGCGCGCCCAGCUUGAAGAUUUGAUCGCCCGCGCCGCUGCGAAAGAUGCGACCAAAGACCACGACGCUGCUUCUGAACUCUACUCCCAAGCCACCGAGAUUCAGGCUGAACUGAACGGUGAACUUUCACCCGAGAACGCUGAUCUGCUCUAUGCCUACGGAAAGUCCCUCUAUAAUGUCGCAGUGAGCAAGAGCGACGUUCUUGGCUCUAAGGUGGCCGGCGAACCAGAGUCAGGCACCACAUCCUCCACAAACAACGCUUCCACUACCUCAAAAUCGACGAGCGCAACGAGUGCGACGAGCGGUGGCCUGGUGAAAGACGCAAUUGCCAGUUCUGCGCAACCACCAUCCGCGAAGCCCACAAAGAAAGAGUCAGAACCCACAUCCUCCAAGCCUUUGUUCCAAUUCACUGGCGAUGAGAACUUCGUUGACUCUGAGUCUGAGGACGAAGAGGCCGGCGAGCAGGGCGAAGAAGAGGACGACGAUGAUGACUUUGCCAAUGCUUUCGAAGUCUUGGAUCUGGCGCGUGUUCUUUAUCUCAAAAAGAUGGAGGCAGCUGAAGAAACCGACAGCACCAAAGGGAAAUCUACUACACUGUCUACCGAGACGAAGCAGCUCAUGGAGCGCCUGGCAGAUACGCAUGAUCUGCAAGCCGAAAUCUCACUGGAGGCAGAGCGAUUCCACGAUGCGGUUGCGGAUCUGAAGACUGUCCUUGAAUUACGAAACUCGCUAUACCCCCCUGAGGACUCCUCAGUUGCCGAGUGCCAUUUCAAGCUUUCCCUUGCCUUGGAAUUCGCAUCCGUUCAACAUGGCGACGAAGAAAAGGGCGAGAAGCCCACAAUUGACGAAGAAAUGCGAAAGGAAUCUGCGAAGGAGAUGGAACGCGCUAUUGAGAGCUGCAGGGUCCGGAUGGCUCAAGAGGAGAAGAAGCUUGAAGCUGAAAAGGAGGAGGAUGAGGACAAAGCGAAUGCGACAAAAAGGAAGAUUGCCAACGUCAAGGAAAUUGUCACCGACAUGGAGCAGAGACUGAUUGACCUGCGCCAGCCACCCGCCUCAAUCGAAGAAAACGACCAGGCCAACGAGGCUGUGCUCAAGGGAGUUCUGGGAUCAAUCAUGGGCCAGUCCGCAUCAGACCAGAAGGCCCAGCUUGAUGCGGCCAGCAAGGGAGCCACAGAUCUUUCUGCCUUCGUAAAGCGCAAGCCUGCAAAGCAGCCAGCCCCUGCUGAGACAUCUUCAAAGCGACCGGCCGAGGAGCCUGCCACAGAGAAUGGUUCAAAGAGAACCCGCGUCGAUGAUGCUUCCUCGUGA